GCAGAGGGAUCUUGGGAAGAGGAAUAUCCAGCGAAACGUUAGGAGGAUUUAAACAUGAGAAGGAGCUGGCAGCCGGGGACGCCUUUCCACCGAGAGCAAUACCACAGUGGAGCUAUGGGCAAAGCGGUUCUCCCAGUUGCAGAGGCCGAGGCAGGGUUCCCGAGCCAUCUCUGUGCAGCGAUGAUGAGCUGGCAGCUUGCCUGCAGGGCUUGGACAUGGGGCGAGGCUCGCUGGGGAAGAGCAGACUCCUUCCCCCCUCAGCUGUGCUCGCAGCAGGGGACCAGCGGUUCUCUCCUGCUCCGGAUGUUGCAGCAGCCAAGGGAAUGGAAAGCUAUGGGGAGCCCGUUAUGACAAGGGGGUCAUCUGGAACGGCCAUACCUCUGGCAGUAAACCAUGUCAAGAUAUACUGCAGAAAUGAAGCUGUAUAUCAAUACCAUGUCACCUUCAGCCCUGAUGUAGAAUGUCGGAAUAUACGCUUUGGAAUGUUGAAGGAGCAGCAGGCGGUGACAGGGCGAGCCACCGCGUUUGAUGGAGCCAUACUCUACCUGCCUGUGAAACUACCAGAGGUAAUCCAUCUCAAAGCAGAAAGAAGAACAGAUGGUGCGGAGGUGGACAUUAAAAUCCAAAUGACCAAGAUCCUGCAGCCAAAUUCUAAUCUCUGCAUUCCCUACUACAAUGUGAUAUUCAGAAGAGUGAUGAGAAUUCUGGAAUUAAAGUUAAUUGGAAGAAAUUUCUACGACCCAACAAACGCUAAUGUUCUCCCUCAGUACAGGCUACAGAUAUGGCCUGGCUAUUCUGCCAGCAUCCGUAGGACAGAGGCAGGAUUGAUGUUACAGGUCGAUCUAUCCCAUAAAGUAAUCCGCAAUGACUCUGUCAUUGACAUGAUGCAAGCUUUGUACCAGAAGAGCAGUGAGAACUUCCAGGAUGACUGCAUGAAGGAGCUGGUGGGCAGCAUCAUCAUGACCAAGUAUAACAACUGCACCUAUCGCAUUGACGACAUCGACUGGCACAAGGCUCCGACCAGCUCCUUCCGCAUGGCGGACGGGAGCGACAUCACCUUCUGUGAAUAUUACAGGAAAAACUAUGGGAUUAGCAUCCAGGAUCACAACCAGCCUCUCCUGGUACAUCGGCCGAAACAGAAGCUAGGGUCACAAGGACAGUUAAUCGAGAAUGAAAUUCUUCUGGUGCCUGAGCUGUCCUACAUGACUGGCAUACCCGAGCCGAUGAGGAAGGAUUUCCGUGCAAUGAGGAAUCUGACUGCAGAGAUAAACCUCAACCCAGAGCAGCACCAACUGGCCCUUCGAAAACUCCUGAAUGACAUCAAGAAAAGUGGCGAUGCGCAGGAGCAGCUGGGCCUCUGGGGUCUCCUCAUUGACGAUGAUAUCCAUAAGACGGAGGCAAGAGUGUUGCCCCCUGAGAAGAUCAUCGUCCGGCACAAGUCAUUUCCUAGCGGGCCUGAUGUUAACUGGACUAAAGAGGUUUCACGGGAGAAAGUCAUCUCGGCGAUUCCAAUGCAUUGCUGGACGCUCUUUUGCUCGAAGCAAAAUGCAACACGUGCGAAGGACCUGAUCAGCUGCAUGUCGAAGGUGGCGGAGCCCAUCGGGAUGACUGUCCUGCAGCCUGCCUACGUCGAGCUGAAGGACGACAGGACCCAGACCUACAUCCGGUCCCUUCAGUCACACCUGGAGAGCAACACGUCGGUUAAGAUAGUGGUGUGUCUUGUGACUGGUACCCGGGAUGACCUGUACCACGCCAUAAAGAAAUUGUGCUGUGUCCAAUCUCCAGUCCCCUCGCAGGUAAUUAAUGUGCGGACUAUCUCUCAGACUGCACGAAUGCGAUGCAUCUGUCAAAAGAUCCUCCUGCAGAUUAAUUGUAAACUGGGUGGAGAGCUGUGGGGCGUGGACAUUCCACUGAAACAGCUGAUGGUGAUAGGAAUGGAUGUGUACCAUGACCCCGUAAUGGGGAAGCGUUCUGUUGUUGGAUUUGUUGCCAGCUUAAACAAAGCAAUGACCAAGUGGUUUUCCAGAGUGGCUUUCCAGAUGCCCAAUCAGGAAAUCAUCGAUGGCUUGAAGAUCUGUAUGGUGGCAUCCUUAAAGAAAUAUUACGAGAUCAACCACUGCCUGCCUGAGAAGAUCGCUGUGUACCGGGAUGGCGUGUCCGAUUCGCAGCUGAGCACGGUGACAGAUUACGAGAUUCCACAGCUUCUGAAGUGCUUUGACGUGUUCAGUGAUUACCACCCCAAGAUGAUGGUGAUCGUGGUGCAGAAGAGGAUUGGCACCAAACUGUACGCAGUGUCGGGGUCGGGGAGACUGAGUAUCCCGCCUCCCGGCACUGUGCUGGACCACACCGUCAGCACAAAGGAAUGGCCUGACUUCUUCCUGAUGGCACACACUGUUCACCAGGGUUGUGGAAUCCCCACGCGCUACAUCUGUGUAUUUAACAGUCUGAACCUCAGCCCUGACCACAUUCAGAGGCUCACCUUCAAGCUGUGCCACAUGUACUGGAACUGGUCGGGUACCAUCCGGGUGCCAGCUCCCUGCAAGUACGCCCACAAGCUGGCCUUCCUGUGCGGCCAGUCCCUGCACCAGGAGCCGUCUGCCAUGCUGUCCGAACUGCUGUUUUACCUGUGACGGCCUGUGCGGCAAUCGCUGCGACUGAGGGUGGUGGCCCAUCACACGGAGCGAUGCGAUGCGAUGCGGACUGGAGCCCUGGUCAAGGUGCGACGUGGGCUUGUUUUCCACCCAAAACAUUUAUUUGCUUAUUUUUGGCUGCAGAAAUAUGGUUGACUUUAAAAUGUCUUUGUUUCCCCGAGUAACGCCGGAUUAGAAGGAAAUGACAGGGCAAGCUGGUGAGGAAACCAAACACAAUGACUAGCCUGAAAGAAACAGUGUAUUUUUACUUGGAAGAUAAGUAUUGCCUGUGAAAAUCAGUGCUGCUCAUGGACUCCACCCAAGCAACAGACUCAAAUGUGGCUCGUGUACAAGUUUCUGCACUGAGUGCUUGUACUGACAGCCUCGUGAUCCCAGUGCGAGCCACAGUGACAUAGCUGGUAGAGCCACUCCCUACACGGCACCAGAGAUCCUGGUUUGAUCCCGACCUUGUGUGCUGUCUGUGUGGAGUUUGCACGUUUUCACUGUCACCGCGUGCGUGGGUUUCCUCCGGGUGCUCUGGAUUCCUCCCACAUCCCAAAGACCUGCGGGUUUGUAGGUUAAUCGGCCCUCUGUAAAUUGUCGCCUAGUGUGUAGGGAGUGGGUGGGAAAGUGGGAUAGCAUCAAACUAGGGUGAGCGGGUGAUCGCUGGUUGGUGUGGACUCAUAGGCAGCAGGCCCCAUGUCCAGGCUGUAUCUUUCAAUCAAAAUUUCAAUUCAAUAGUCCUACCUUGUACUGGGCAACAUGCUGUCUGUGGCGGAAACCAUGAGCAGUUUAAACCUUCCGAUCCUAGAACAGUCCCUCUCGCUGAACCCUCCAGAACGCUCACAUUUUCAUUUCAUUACAGAUAUAUCAAGCGAGACCCACACGACUAAGGAACAUAUCGAUGCUGCUUCUCAAAUCUAUUUACAAGGUACCUGCUCCAUCUCUGAAGACCAUAAGACUUUGGAGCAGUACUGGGCAAUUCAUCCCAGUGAUUCUCCUCUGCCAUUCAAUCAUGGCUGAUCUAUUUUUCCUCUCAACCCCAUUCUCUUGCCUUCUCACUGUAACUGUUGACACCCUUACUAAUCAAGAACCUAGCAAUCUCUCCUUAGAAAUAUCCAAUGACGUGGCCUCCACAGCCUUCUGUGGCACUGAAUUCCACCGAUUCACCACCUUCUGGCUAAAGAAAUUGCUGCUCAUCUCCAUUUUGAAGGUUCCAAAGGCUUUCACGCCUUGGUUCCAUGAUUCCUCGUCGUCUUGUCUGAGUGCGUCUCACUCGCUGGUUUUGAGAUCUUACACUGACCUCCCCAGCAGUGUAUAUGGUGCAGAGGUUGGGGGUUCCAUCAGUGAGCUUUACUAGUGUGUAGCAUCAGUGUUGUGAUGUGAUCACAACGAGCGGUAGACCAGCUCGCCGGCUGUCCACUCCCUGCACCCCACCCCGUCUCCCCACAGCCUGACCUGC
This is a messenger RNA of Leucoraja erinaceus (little skate), 4092 nucleotides long. It is a transcript of the gene piwil2, whose product is annotated as piwi-like RNA-mediated gene silencing 2. Gene Ontology annotation, molecular function: protein binding; piRNA binding. Gene Ontology annotation, biological process: regulatory ncRNA-mediated gene silencing. The transcript is spliced from 20 exons. The record is from RefSeq and is a predicted model, not a curated record. NCBI's taxonomy places the organism in Eukaryota, Metazoa, Chordata, Chondrichthyes, Rajiformes, Rajidae. Gene Ontology annotation, cellular component: P granule. The coding region runs from base 216 to 2630 and encodes 804 amino acids.